Messenger RNA from Humulus lupulus (European hop), 1471 nucleotides. Its product is annotated as alcohol dehydrogenase-like 4. Gene Ontology annotation, molecular function: S-(hydroxymethyl)glutathione dehydrogenase [NAD(P)+] activity; zinc ion binding. The transcript is spliced from 10 exons. The record is from RefSeq and is a predicted model, not a curated record. Bases 75 to 1280 code for a protein of 401 amino acids. NCBI's taxonomy places the organism in Eukaryota, Viridiplantae, Streptophyta, Magnoliopsida, Rosales, Cannabaceae. Gene Ontology annotation, biological process: formaldehyde catabolic process. Gene Ontology annotation, cellular component: cytosol.
AAAAAGUCUGAUAUUAUUACAAAAAACCAAUAUUAUCUUUACACGAACGACAGUGAACCAAAAAAAAGAAAACAAUGGAGAUGAAUGGGAAGCAUCAAAAUCUGCACUCUUCUGGGAAUGAUGGUAUCAAAACGACAGGGCAGGUCAUCACUUGUAGAGCUGCGGUGGCUUAUGGGCCGCGUGAGGCUCUGGUGGUGGAGGAGAUUCUGGUGGAGCCACCUCAGAGAAUGGAGGUUCGGAUCAAGAUUCUCUUUACCUCAAUCUGCCAUACUGAUCUCAGUGCUUGGAAAGGAGAGAACGAAUCUCAACGAGCAUACCCUCGAAUUCUUGGCCAUGAAGCUUCAGGAAUUGUUGAAAGUGUGGGGGAAGGGGUGACAGAGCUGAAAGAAGGAGACCAUGUAGUGCCAAUAUUCAAUGGUGAGUGUGGCACGUGCCAAUGCUGCAGGCACGUGAAGAGCAACAUGUGUAGUAAAUAUGGGGUGAACCCUAUGAUGAAGGUGAUGGAGAGCGAUGGCAGAACUAGGUUUUGGACCAAACAUGGAAACCCUAUUUUUCAUUUUCUCAACACCUCAACAUUUUCCGAGUAUUCAGUUCUCCAUUCAGCUUGUGUCGUGAAGCUUCAACCGCAACUACUCUCAUCUCCCUCCGAUUUUAAGAAAAUCACUCUGCUUAGUUGCGGAGUUUCCACGGGAGUUGGAGCUGCAUGGAACACUGCCAAUGUCCAACCUGGAUCAACCGUAGCAAUUUUUGGUCUAGGAGCUGUGGGACUUGCUAUUAGUGAAGGGGCAAGAGCCAGAGGAGCUUCCAAAAUAAUAGGUGUUGAUGUCAACCCUGCUAAAUUUACCAAAGGUCGAGCAAUGGGGAUGACUGACUUCAUAAACCCAACUGAGCUGGAAAAGCCGGUGCAUCAGAAAAUUAGAGAGAUGAGUGGAGGAGGAGUGGACUACAGCUUUGAAUGUGCUGGGAACUUGGAUGUUCUCCGAGAGGCUUACUUGUCUACACAUGAGGGUUGGGGAUUCACUGUGGUUUUGGGAAUUCAUCCAACUCCAAGAAUGCUCCCAAUUCAUCCAAUGGAACUCUUUGAUGGCCGAGGAAUUGCUGCUUCUAUCUUUGGAGGCUUCAAAGCCAAGUCCCAACUCCCUACUUUUGCCCAACAAUGCAUGAAAGGGGUGGUGAAUUUGGAUGAAUUCAUAACGCACGAGCUUCCUUUCGAGAAGAUAAACGAAGCAUUUCAGCUACUCAUUGAUGGAAAGUCUCUGAGAUGUCUUAUGCACUUGUGAUUCAUUCAUCGACAAUAUCUUCCAAAAAUGUCUUUUAUGUAUAUUUUCAAACCACCAUACAUGCUUGAUCAUUAUAUAUGUGUAUAUAUAAGUAGGAGCUUAAGUCUCCAUUAAUCUAAAUUAAUGUAUAAUAACCAUCGUAUUAAGGGUGGAGUUUAAAGUUUGUAUAAUUAUAUAUGCAUAUUCAUGUA